Messenger RNA from Zychaea mexicana, 1314 nucleotides. RefSeq names its product Metallo-dependent phosphatase-like protein. Gene Ontology annotation, biological process: G1/S transition of mitotic cell cycle; peptidyl-serine dephosphorylation. The coding region runs from base 165 to 1115 and encodes 316 amino acids. The transcript has 8 exons. Gene Ontology annotation, molecular function: protein serine/threonine phosphatase activity. NCBI's taxonomy places the organism in Eukaryota, Fungi, Mucoromycota, Mucoromycetes, Mucorales, Lichtheimiaceae. The record is from RefSeq and is a predicted model, not a curated record. Gene Ontology annotation, cellular component: cytoplasm.
CUUCUUGACGCGUUGCGAAAAAUUCGGCCCGAUCGGGUGGCAAAAAAAACCGCUGGAAUUAGAUAACCCAAAUUGGUUCUAUUGGGGACGGCACACUCUCUCUUUGUAGCCUUCACCUCCUGUAACUUAUAGGCCUCUUAUUUUUUGUGUGUCGCUGCUGCAGGAUGGGUAACCCUGAAGAAUGGUUAGAAACCGUCCGCAAAUGCGAGUACCUUCCCGAACACGACAUUAAGAAACUUUGUGAAAUGGUAAAGGAAUUGCUCAUGGAGGAAUCAAAUAUACAGCCAGUUCAAUCGCCCGUUACGGUGUGUGGCGACAUUCAUGGGCAAUUCUACGAUCUGCUCGAACUGUUUCGUGUGGGUGGCGAUGUUGAAGACACCAAUUAUAUUUUUAUGGGAGAUUUUGUGGACCGUGGCUACUUUAGUUUGGAAACAUUCACAUUAUUAAUGGUGUUGAAAGCACGGUACCCGCACAAGAUCACGCUGUUGCGUGGCAACCACGAGAGCAGACAGAUCACCCAGGUGUAUGGCUUUUAUGAUGAGUGUCAAGCGAAAUAUGGCAAUGCGAAUGUUUGGAAAUACUGUUGCUCAGUUUUUGAUUAUUUGACGGUAGCUGCUAUCAUUGAUGGAUCUAUCCUUUGCGUUCACGGUGGUCUGUCUCCUGAUGUGAAGGCGUUGGAUCAGAUUCGAACGAUUCACCGUGCGCAAGAAAUCCCGCACGAGGGAUCCUUUUGCGAUUUGAUGUGGUCGGAUCCGGAAGACAUUGAUACAUGGGCAGUAAGUCCACGCGGCGCAGGAUGGCUAUUUGGAGGCAAGGUCACGAGCGAGUUCAAUCAUAUCAACGGCCUAUCGCUUGUGGCACGCGCCCACCAGCUUGUGCAGGAAGGCUACAAGUAUAUGUUUCCGAAUGAUGAGCUGGUUACUGUAUGGUCUGCGCCCAAUUACUGCUACCGGUGCGGCAACGUCGCAUCUAUCAUGGAAGUCAGGGACACGCAGGAUAUUUCCGAACGCAACUUCAAGAUAUUCAAUGCCGUGCCGGACCAGGAUAGACUUGCACCCGGACGACCAGGUCUGGGAGGAUUAGGCGGUGGUUCGGGUGGUCAAUACUUUAUAUAAGAGAGACAGAGGCAGAGACAGACAAAAAAGAGGCUGUGAAAACGCUGGUUUCGUUUUUCUUUUUCUGUGCUAUAUUUUCUAUUCUUUUUUCUUGUUCUUUUUUUUUUCGAUACUACUUCCUUACUACUACACAUAGCACACACGCACACACGCAAUCACCUUAACCUUUGUAAUCUAUAUUUCUACAUCCAACUCUUCC